Messenger RNA from Caenorhabditis remanei, 2241 nucleotides. RefSeq lists its product as uncharacterized. The record is from RefSeq and is a predicted model, not a curated record. The transcript has 8 exons. Bases 1 to 2241 code for a protein of 746 amino acids. NCBI's taxonomy places the organism in Eukaryota, Metazoa, Nematoda, Chromadorea, Rhabditida, Rhabditidae. Gene Ontology annotation, cellular component: nucleus. Gene Ontology annotation, molecular function: flavin adenine dinucleotide binding; oxidoreductase activity; protein binding. Gene Ontology annotation, biological process: regulation of DNA-templated transcription.
AUGUCAUCGGAAGCCACAAGUUCCGAUUAUGUGGAUGAUGAGCUGCGUGGAGAAGAUUUCGGACCGUCUAUUGAUGACAAUGCCCUCGCCGCCGCCGCCCGUCAAGCUCGUCUCCCAUUCGACCGUCCAACUGAGCAUGAACUUGCUUUCUUUCCAGAGUUAUGGGAACACAAGACAGCUGUCGAAGUGUUUCUUUUAAUUCGUAAUUCGACACUCGCCACGUGGCAAUAUAAUCCACAAAAAGAAUGUACGGCGUCGGAUGUUCGGAAUAAUAUAUUCCCGCCGUUUAAUUCGGAUUUGGAUCUGAUUCAGAACGUUGUGCACUUUCUGACUCGUCACGGACUCAUCAACUUCGGUCGUUACGUCAGAUCCACUCGAAUCACUCGAUUCUUGGUUAGAGAUCGUCGAAAAGUUAUCAUUAUCGGUGCCGGUGCAGCGGGAAUCUCGGCGGCCAUUCAACUGAUUUCAACGGGUUUCGAUGUGACAAUUUUGGAGGGACGGGGUCGAAUUGGUGGACGAGUUCAUAGUUUCAAGACGAAGAGUGGACAGGUGAUGGAAACUGGAGGAGAUACGCUGAGGAAGUUAGAGGAUUCGCCUAUGACUACGUUGCUUCAUCAGGUAAGCCUCGAAGAGCACGGCGUCUACGACUACACCACUAUAUACGUCGACGGAAAACCACUGAAUGAUGACAAAAUUCAUAUUUUCCUCACUCACUACGAGUCAGCGAAAGGAGCACUCAAUUGGGAGGCUCAUCAACGAGAGCAUCGUGAUGAAAACGGUCUAUUCGUAUCUCGACAGAGAGCCUACGAGAAUCUGAUGAACUUAUCCGAGAGGAGUACACUAAUCAAGUAUUUCAAUCAUUGUAAAUCACUUGAAGAGGUCGCCCGUGCCCGUGAAAAACAUUAUAAUCAGAUGAAAAAUCUCCGAAAUACCGCAUUGAUGGCUGAGAACAGACUGAAAAAGUUGGAAGAGCAGGGACUUUUGGAUAAUGAUCCAAUCAUGCGGAGAUCAUUGAAACGAGAUGUUGCCACGUCGAUUCAGAAGUUUGAUGAGGUUUCGAAUGCGUUCGAAGCGGCGGAUAAUCAUUGGAAAUUGCUCAACGAGCACCCGCAGGCCAAGCAGUUUAUGCAUCCCGGAUCUGAUUUUAACACUUAUAAUUUUAUGUUGGGAUUCGAGGAAUACUUGAUUGGAGCUCAGCUGGAAAAAGUGCAAUUCUCGUGUGAUAGUGCUGUGAAUAAAGAGCACGGCGUUGCGGCGAGAUUAACCGAAGGAGUCGCAGAACUUCUUCUCCGUAUUACCCAACGACGUAAUCUUGAUAUCCAUCUGAAUCACAAAGUAGUCGAUAUCGAUUAUAGUGGAGUUGACGAUGUGAAAGUGAAGGUACAAAAGAAAGACGGAGAAAUCGAGGAGUUGACUGCCGCUAUUGUUAUCUCGACACUUCCAAUUGGUGUACUCAAGAAAUCUAUCUCCGGUGACGCACGUGCUCCGACAUUCACUCCACCAGUCCCCGCCGAAAAAGCAAAAUCCAUUAGAAAUAUGGGCUCUGGACUCAUCAAUAAAUGUAUCCUGGAGUUUGACAAGGCGUUCUGGGCAACUGGAAGUCGUGCCAACAAUCAGUCGACUCAAUUUGUGACCGUGUCACCGAAUAUAAGAACACGUGGCUCGUUGAGCAUUUGGUCAUCGACUCCCGGCUCAAAAGUGCUCACAACGUACAUGGUCGGCGAUUCGUGUAAAGAUUCUCCAGAUGACGUCAUCAUCCAGAGAGCACUUCAAACUCUUCACAAAGUAUUCGGAAAUAAUUGUCCACGUACACCACUAAGUGCUCAUAUCACUCGUUGGCAUGAAGAUGAAUUCGCUUUCGGAUCGGGAAGUUUCAUGAGUUUGCGAACGGAGAAGUCGGAUUUCGACGAGUUGAUGAAGCCGUUGAAGACGUCCGAUGGAAAGAAUCGAGUGUAUUUCGCUGGUGAACACACUUCUUCCAGCUAUGCGGCCACUAUUCAAGGCGCUUGGAUGUCCGGAGCGAGAGCCGCCGCCGACAUCGCCAAUGAUUACGUCGGAUUUGGAUUCGUCGAUAUGAGUGGAACGAAGAAUGUGAAAGGAGAAGACGAGGAAGGAGGAGACAUGCAUAUCGAUCAUGAUGGACCACUUCCAGAAGGAAUGCUAGCAGAUGGACAACAAGCAAAUGGAGGCGUCGUCAAUGGAGAAAUUCCAGAAGCGAAGAAAGCAAAAAUUGAUAAUUAA